Molecule: messenger RNA, 1574 nt
Organism: Columba livia (rock pigeon)
Lineage: Eukaryota; Metazoa; Chordata; Aves; Columbiformes; Columbidae
Gene: C2H9orf152
Product: chromosome 2 C9orf152 homolog
Exons: 3
Coding region: 212-1063 (283 amino acids)
Source: RefSeq, a predicted model, not a curated record
AACAAAGUUCUCCCUGGUGUCUUUUUACUGUCUUGGGGAAGUCACCAUGACAGCAUCCCCUUAAGAAUUAACAUUACUACAUGAACCAGUAUUACCCAGCCCUUUGUGCACCUGUGUUCAAUGAGGUUUUAUAUUUCACUGUUUUUUUUGGCAAAGCCUCACACACUCACAACCUUAAGUCAAUAUUAAAUCCAACUAUCCAGUUAUAAUCAUGAACUCCCCAGCUCCCGAAAACAACCUGACAUCCACAACUUCAGCGCGGACCACGCAACUUCUGAAAGAAGCCACCGUGCUUACAAGGAAGUUACUUCUUCAUUUAGGAAGAUUUCAGAUGGCGAAGGCUUACAAAUACGUGACUGGUAUUUUUUCAGUGACUCAUAGCCCAGAGCAACAGGGUUCAGAGCGUGAUAAGCAGCCAACCAAGAUGGAUGUGAACUUGCUCGAGGAGCAGUAUGACCACAUCAAACAGAAGCAAAAACUGCACUCACACAUUAUUGUCUUUAAAACAGGUGAACACAAAUCUGUUCUCCCAGAAUCAAUGGUCAACGCUGUUUUAAUUAAUAAAAAAGUUAGAAGAUCGAAGUCCUUUACGGAUCACGUUCCUGUCAGAAAGGUCAGCCUGGGGAUGACUGGCAGUGGCAACGUGCAUGACAACUCACCGUGGCGAACCCACCUGGGAAUCCAUCGCCGGGGGGUGACCUGGGAUCCCUCCCACCGCAAGGACCGGCCAUGUGGUUUCGACAACCAGAGACUGAUUUCAACAGGAAAAGAGACACUGCAGCCCCCAGAAUUAGAAGGAGCGAGUGAACUGGCUGCCCUCAGUCAGCUGGGAAGUUCAAACACGUCAAACAGUUUCAGCAAAGAGAAUGGCAGCCACAUUUCGAGUACCUGCCAAAAGCCGCCUCCAAAAUCAGCCACUCCGGCAGUUUGGACGCAGCCAUGCGCUUCUGCUACGAAAUGCACACCAGCCUGCAACAACCUCAGCUUCUACCCUUUCCCCAAUAAAAAAGGACCAAGAAUUUCCGAAGCAGCAAAGAGGCUUGGAUUGUAUGUCUCACAAUGAAGACAGUCAGUAAUACGUAAAACUUAGUCAAAAGCUUGACUAAAAUUUAAAACAGCAAAAUAGUCUUCCUGUUACACUGAUUGACCUGCUGAGGGCCUACUACUUUAUAAUCUGUUGUUUUACUGUACAGUAUAAAUUGAGGUGUUCUCAUGAAGACACUGGGCUGUAAUGACAGAUAAUCACUUCUGUUAUUUGAGAUAUAAGAGCAAUUUUUUUAAAUUUUAUUUUUUUUUUUUUUACUAUUUUAGAAACUAAAACUUUAUCACAACAAUAUUGGAAAUACCUGAAAAAGGCUAGCAGGACUAAUUAAGCAGCUAGGCUAAAUUUCAGUAUAGUACUAUUUAAUCAGACAAUAAACAAGUCACAAAUGAAAUGGUAUUGAAGGGGACUGGUACACUUUACAUGAUUUCAUCAUUUACUUUCCUCAAAAAAUAUAUAUUCAUGAUACUUUCUGGUGUAUUUGUAAAAUCAAAGAAUAAAACUUCUGCUCAUUUCUGUUGUUGUUUUAAAA